Molecule: messenger RNA, 1596 nt
Organism: Prorocentrum cordatum
Lineage: Eukaryota; Dinophyceae; Prorocentrales; Prorocentraceae
Source: the annotation of a GenBank genome assembly
AUGGCUUCCGCCGCAGCGGCUGCCCGGCGCGGCCGGGGGCGCUGCCUCGCCGCGGCCCUCGCGCUCGCCGCCGUCUGGGGGCUGCUGGAGGGCUCGCUGGCCUUCCUGUCGGCGGCGGGCGGCGGCGCGCGCCCGCGGGCGCUGGGAGCCCCGGUGGCGAGGAGGCCCCGCGGUGCCUCCAGCCGCCCCUCGCGCACGGCGAUGGGCGCCCGGCCAGACUUCACCCUGGAGGUGGGGUGCAAGGUGAAGGCGAUGUCCCCUGACGACGAGCAGUGGUACCCCGGCAGGGUGACGGAGGACGCUGGCGCGGGCAACUGGGUAGUUCAGUGGGACGACCCGGACGGCGGCCCAGAGACAAACACGCUGACCGAGGAGUACAUCAAGAAGAUCAUUAUCUUCAAGGACUAUCAGGUCGGCGACGAUUGCAGGGCCAUAUCUCCCGACGACGAGCGUUGGUACCCUGGCACGGUAGCGGAGGCGCUGGGAGAGGACAAGUUUCGCGUGAAGUGGGACGAUCCCGACGGAGGUGAGGAGACCUCAGAGGUCCACUGCGAGAACAUGAAGAAGGUCAACGUUAAGCGAGACUACAAGAAGGGCGACGAGGUGCUCGGCAGAUUUCCAGAGGACGGCAUGAUGUACCCAGGUACGGUGAUGAAGCAGAACAAGGACGGCACGUUCGUGGUCAAGUGGGAGGACCCUGACGGCGGCCCAGAGCAGUCCGACGUGAGCCCGAAGGACAUGAAGGUCCCCCCCAUCCCGUUCGACUCGCUCGAGGUCGGCCAGGAGUACCAGGGAACCGUGCGCUCCGUGCGGGACUUCGGCGCCUUCGUGGACAUCGGGGCCGAGGGCGACGGGCUGGUGCACAUCUCGUCCAUCUCCAGGGAGCGCGUCGAUGACAUCUACUCGGUGCUCGAGGAGGACCAGGAGGUCAAGGUCUGGAUCAGCGGCUUGCGCGACGACGGGAAGUUCGGCCUGACCAUGAUCGAGGGCAAGACGGACGGCGCCCAGGGGCGUCGUGUCCAGAGCGACGUCACCCCCUUCGAGGGCGUGUCCCCGGACGAGUGGUUCGAGGGCGAGGUCGUGGGCACGCCGUCCUUCGGCGCGUUCAUCGUGCUGACCGCGGAGGACGGCACAGAGGCGCAGGGCCUCUGCCACGUGUCCCAGAUCGCCGACACGUUCGUGGAGAACAUCAACGACUACGUCUCGGUGGGCCAGAAGGUGAAGGUGCGCGUCACGUCCGUGGACAUGGACGCGAACAAGAUGAGCCUGAGCAUGAAGGAGGGCGGCGGCUUCGGCGGCGGCGGGUUUGCCCCCUCGGAGCCAGCCGACCUCAGCGCAUUCGAGUCGAUCAGCCCCGACGAGUGGCUCACCGGCACGGUGGCCAGGUGUGCUACCUUCGGAGCCUUCGUGAACGUGAAAUCGCCAGACGGCGCCACGGCCGACGGCCUCGUGCACAUCACGCAGAUCAAGGACGGCUUUGUGGAGAGCGUGGAGGACGAGCUCGAGGUCGGGCAGGAGGUUCAGGUCCGCGUGGUCAGCGUGGACACCGGCGCGGGCAAGAUGAGCCUCUCGAUGAAGGCGGAGGGCGAAGAAUGA